UUUGAUACGUACUUUUUGGUGAAGGUUGAGUGUGAUGGAUAGCUGUCGAAGCAUUUUGGUCCUUCUUUGAAGGCGAUCUAGGCACCUCCAGAUAAGAACACUUGGUAAUAGUAGCAAGGAAGUUGAUAACUCUGUUGCUGUGAGUCAACAGGAUGCGUGUUGAAACUGGACACCAAUAUAUAAGAAUGUUGUGCAAUGAGAAUCUCCUUGUUAUUUCUUUGCUGCUUAACACCAGAUUGAUUGGGCAUUGGAAAAAAUUUGCUUGGGUGUUUUCUUUUAUGUUCUCUUACACAAACACGAUCACAGCAUAACACAUUUCACUUACUUUUGAUGCCCUCAACAUCUACUCACCUCCUUUCUUCAACGUUUAAGUUGCAUCAUCGUCAAUAUUGUGAAUUUUUUACCUCCUUUAGGGUGGUACUUCCUUCUGUAUUUCAGUUGACUGACAUCAUGAUCAGGCUUGAUUUUCAUCUUGGUACAGUUCUUCUUUGCUUGCUUGCCUUCACUGGGCAACUCCACUUUCAUUUUUAUCAUAUGCUAUUUCAUCUUUGUGGUGCCUUCCGUCUGGCGCCUCUGUCUAAAACAAUAUUUCUUGUACAGCUGUUUAUUUGGUGGCUCAGUAUGCUCGCUAUGAAAUUAGAAGAAUGGAUGCCGUAAUGGAAUCUUCUCCCAGAACAUCCCGAUGUGCCUGACUUUAAAUAUUACAUGGUUUUGCUAGUACAAGUAUUCAUUGACUAUCUUGUACGAAAAAUUCUAACCAGGAAGUUGAAUUGAUAAAGAAAGCUGACAAAGAUGCAAAAGCGAAAGAGCUGGAAUUGAUGGAUGAGGAGGAAAAACAAGAAGGGUCUGAUCCACAACUUUCCGAGAUGAAAGCAAGAUUAGAUAAGUUGGAGGAUACAUUGAAAGAAAAUGUGGUCGAGUCCAAGAAACAAUCAGGUGAUGUUGCCGACAAACCGAUUGACAAUGGUGUCGAGAAAGAACCUGCAACAACCAAGCCAGGGACUCCUAACAUUCAGGAAAAGACAACUCCCUCUAGUGAAGGGAAAACUCAAGCAAAAGCAGCUUUGCCUGAUCGAAAUCAUAUAAAAAAAAUGAAGGUUCCUCCAAUGACGCAAACAAAUGAAAUCAGUAGGAUAUAUUAUUUCAUGAUAGUCGAGCUUUCCGAAGGUUUUCUUAGCGGAAAAAGCUUAAUUUUGGAGCAUCAGACAUUGACGAUAGCAUUCUUUUGUUGAGAAAUUGAUACCAGGGAGAGGACAAAUUUAAAUCCAAUGAAAUUACAUGAUCAAGAAAGCAGAUGGAUUUUUCGACUUCAAGCAGUUUGUGGAUCCACGCACAAUAGACCUUUGUGGUCCGAUCCUGCCCGGACCCCAAGUAUAGCGGGAGCCUUAGUGCACCGGGCUGUCCUUUAAGCAGUCUGUGAGUCAGCAUUAGGUUCAGCUUCUACUAGCCACCUCUUCACUCUCUGUUGAGCAAUUAAUACCUGUAUGAAUGAGAAAAUUUUUGAUUAUUUUGCUG
Messenger RNA from Capsicum annuum, 1515 nucleotides. RefSeq lists its product as uncharacterized. The transcript has 2 exons. NCBI's taxonomy places the organism in Eukaryota, Viridiplantae, Streptophyta, Magnoliopsida, Solanales, Solanaceae. The record is from RefSeq and is a predicted model, not a curated record. The coding region runs from base 819 to 1232 and encodes 137 amino acids.